Molecule: messenger RNA, 1684 nt
Organism: Chara braunii
Lineage: Eukaryota; Viridiplantae; Streptophyta; Charophyceae; Charales; Characeae
Source: the annotation of a GenBank genome assembly
GGUUAAUCAGUGGUACGUCAACAGUCGAAUCAUCUCGAGCAUUGGGAUAAGAUGGUGCGCGUGGUGGAUUUUGGUUUAGUGGUUCCGGAUAAGACGUUCGAAAAGGGGUUUGUCGUGAGCAAUGAGGGGUCGAAGCCGGCAGCUUUCGAGGCUUCAACAACAGCAGCUGCUGUCGAACACUCCGAGAACGAGGAGGAGCACAUCGAGAAGGUGACCGUGCGAGUUAAACCCCAGAAGGGAGUGCUGGGCGCGAAGGGGAGUGAGAGUGAUAAGGAGCCUCUGCGUCUGGAGUUCAAGUCCUCGGAGGUGGGCGUCUUCCAGAACCAAGUCAAAGUCAAAGUUGAUGACGGUCAACCUGAUCGGACGGUGGAGGUUCUCGCUACCGUUCUUCCUCAGCAUCUGGACAUCCUUUCCGACAAGGGGGCCCCGCUGAAAGUCCUCGACUUCGGUCCUGUUUACUACGGCAGGACCCUCAAGAAGUCCAUCCUAGUCAGCAACAACAGCCCGGAGACGCUCAGCUUCGACGCCCGCGUCGGAGUCAACGAUCCUAAUCAUCCGAUGGCGAUGAUCGGCGGCGACAGUCAAAGUCAAACUCAAAGUCAACACCGGUCAAACAAGGACGAGACGCAGCGAGAACCGGGCCCGGCAGACGAGUUCGUUCCAGUCAGAACCAACGACCGGACGUACGAGGUAGCGUCCUUGGGAGGAGGAGGAGGAGGAGGAGGAGGAGGAGAAGGGGAAGAAGGACUAGGCGGAGGGCGUGGAGGCGCUGUAGGGAGUAUUCCCCCCUUCUCCCAGUACCCUCUGGAGGUCACUUUCCGACCCUUCAAACGUGUCCCCGAUAAGGGGUUUAAGGUGACUGAGCUGACCCCCGCUCAGGAGGUCCAGGAGUUUCAGUAUUUACUGCUUAUCCGGUUCAUAUCUGCAAAACGCCACCUGGCAUUGCGACUGAAAGGGAUCGGGACCCGAUCGAAGAUCCGCCUGGAGCCUCGAACGGUCGACUUCGGCGAAGUGAACGUGUACGAUCAUGCGGAGAGCGUCGUGAUGGUGAAGAACGGCUGUCGGGAUCUGCCGAUCCGGUAUCUGUUCGAGAGGUCUGGAUCGUUCCACGUCAUGCCAAUGAUUGGCUCUCUGGCUCCAGGCCAAUCUCGGGCCGUACUGGUCAGCUUCACACCCAGAGUCCUCGGUAGGCAUAGCAGGGCACUCCAGGCGUACGCCAAGGCUAUAGACUCCAAGAGAUCGGACCCCCCCCUCCAUUCUACCAGCUUGAUGCUGUAUGGGGAUGCCCCCUUCAUUGGCGAGAAAAUAAAACCCCCCUGGCAACUAAAUAAGGUCAAGGAGGACUUUUUCUUGCCGCCAAAAUACAUCAGUGAAGAAAACGUAGCGGUGCGGAGACGAACCGUCAAUCUCAAGGAUGUGCUCAGAAAAAGGUUCAAGAGGCGGGAGCUGUGGGAGCUGCACGUGGGAGAGCAGAUGCCUUUGGCAGGUUACCCCCAGUUCAUGUUGUCGGAUGAUGCACUCAAGAAGCGCAAGGCAAACAGUUUCCAAGAGGGUGCACGUGUCAGUUUCCAAGAGGGUGCAACUGGGGGGGAGGGAAUCCUAUUGGCUCUUGGGGACUGGAGCGCUGCUAUUUCCUAGAUAGGAAUUUUUACUGUAAUCGGGUCGGUCACGUGAAUGCCAAGAG